AUGGUCCUUCACUUGAGGAAGGGGGCCGAGGGUCCCGUGCUGGCCAGAGGGCCGUUCCCCAAGGGGGGAAGGGGACCGAGGGUCCCGUGCUGGCCAGAGGGCCGUUCCCCAAGGGGGGAAGGGGACCGAGGGUCCAGUGCUGGCCAGAGGGCCGUUCCCCAAGGGGGGAAGGGGACCGAGGGUCCCGUGCUGGCCAGAGGGCCGUUCCCCAAGGGGGGAAGGGGACCGAGGGUCCCGUGCUGGCCAGAGGGCCGUUCCCCAAGGGGGGAAGGGGACCGAGGGUCCCGUGCUGGCCAGAGGGCCGUUCCCCAAGGGGGGAAGGGGACCGAGGGUCCCGUGCUGGCCAGAGGGCCGUUCCCCAAGGGGGGAAGGGGACCGAGGGUCCAGUGCUGGCCAGAGGGCCGUUCCCCAAGGGGGGAAGGGGACCGAGGGUCCCGUGCUGGCCAGAGGGCCGUUCCCCAAGGGGGGAAGGGGACCGAGGGUCCCGUGCUGGCCAGAGGGCCGUUCCCCAAGGGGGGAAGGGGACCGAGGGUCCCGUGCUGGCCAGAGGGCCGUUCCCCAAGGGGGGAAGGGGACCGAGGGUCCCGUGCUGGCCAGAGGGCCGUUCCCCAAGGGGGGAAGGGGACCGAGGGUCCCGUGCUGGCCAGAGGGCCGUUCCCCAAGGGGGGAAGGGGACCGAGGGUCCAGUGCUGGCCAGAGGGCCGUUCCCCAAGGGGGGAAGGGGACCGAGGGUCCCGUGCUGGCCAGAGGGCCGUUCCCCAAGGGGGGAAGGGGACCGAGGGUCCCGUGCUGGCCAGAGGGCCGUUCCCCAAAGGGGGAAGGGGGCCGAGGGUCCCGUGCUGGCCAGAGGGCCGUUCCCCAAGGGGGGAAGGGGACCGAGGGUCCCGUGCUGGCCAGAGGGCCGUUCCCCAAGGGGGGAAGGGGACCGAGGGUCCAGUGCUGGCCAGAGGGCCGUUCCCCAAGGGGGGAAGGGGACCGAGGGUCCCGUGCUGGCCAGAGGGCCGUUCCCCAAGGGGGGAAGGGGACCGAGGGUCCCGUGCUGGCCAGAGGGCCGUUCCCCAAGGGGGGAAGGGGACCGAGGGUCCCGUGCUGGCCAGAGGGCCGUUCCCCAAGGGGGGAAGGGGACCGAGGGUCCCGUGCUGGCCAGAGGGCCGUUCCCCAAGGGGGGAAGGGGACCGAGGGUCCCGUGCUGGCCAGAGGGCCGUUCCCCAAGGGGGGAAGGGGACCGAGGGUCCAGUGCUGGCCAGAGGGCCGUUCCCCAAGGGGGGAAGGGGACCGAGGGUCCCGUGCUGGCCAGAGGGCCGUUCCCCAAAGGGGGAAGGGGACCGAGGGUCCCGUGCUGGCCAGAGGGCCGUUCCCCAAGGGGGGAAGGGGACCGAGGGUCCCGUGCUGGCCAGAGGGCCGUUCCCCAAGGGGGGAAGGGGACCGAGGGUCCAGUGCUGGCCAGAGGGCCGUUCCCCAAGGGGGGAAGGGGACCGAGGGUCCCGUGCUGGCCAGAGGGCCGUUCCCCAAGGGGGGAAGGGGACCGAGGGUCCCGUGCUGGCCAGAGGGCCGUUCCCCAAAGGGGGAAGGGGACCGAGGGUCCCGUGCUGGCCAGAGGGCCGUUCCCCAAGGGGGGAAGGGGACCGAGGGUCCCGUGCUGGCCAGAGGGCCGUUCCCCAAAGGGGGAAGGGGACCGAGGGUCCCGUGCUGGCCAGAGGGCCGUUCCCCAAGGGGGGAAGGGGACCGAGGGUCCCGUGCUGGCCAGAGGGCCGUUCCCCAAGGGGGGAAGGGGACCGAGGGUCCAGUGCUGGCCAGAGGGCCGUUCCCCAAGGGGGGAAGGGGACCGAGGGUCCCGUGCUGGCCAGAGGGCCGUUCCCCAAAGGGGGAAGGGGACCGAGGGUCCCGUGCUGGCCAGAGGGCCGUUCCCCAAGGGGGGAAGGGGACCGAGGGUCCCGUGCUGGCCAGAGGGCCGUUCCCCAAGGGGGGAAGGGGACCGAGGGUCCAGUGCUGGCCAGAGGGCCGUUCCCCAAGGGGGGAAGGGGACCGAGGGUCCCGUGCUGGCCAGAGGGCCGUUCCCCAAAGGGGGAAGGGGACCGAGGGUCCCGUGCUGGCCAGAGGGCCGUUCCCCAAGGGGGGAAGGGGACCGAGGGUCCCGUGCUGGCCAGAGGGCCGUUCCCCAAGGGGGGAAGGGGACCGAGGGUCCCGUGCUGGCCAGAGGGCCGUUCCCCAAGGGGGGAAGGGGACCGAGGGUCCCGUGCUGGCCAGAGGGCCGUUCCCCAAGGGGGGAAGGGGACCGAGGGUCCCGUGCUGGCCAGAGGGCCGUUCCCCAAGGGGGGAAGGGGACCGAGGGUCCCGUGCUGGCCAGAGGGCCGUUCCCCAAGGGGGGAAGGGGACCGAGGGUCCAGUGCUGGCCAGAGGGCCGUUCCCCAAGGGGGGAAGGGGACCGAGGGUCCCGUGCUGGCCAGAGGGCCGUUCCCCAAGGGGGGAAGGGGACCGAGGGUCCCGUGCUGGCCAGAGGGCCGUUCCCCAAAGGGGGAAGGGGACCGAGGGUCCCGUGCUGGCCAGAGGGCCGUUCCCCAAGGGGGGAAGGGGACCGAGGGUCCCGUGCUGGCCAGAGGGCCGUUCCCCAAGGGGGGAAGGGGACCGAGGGUCCAGUGCUGGCCAGAGGGCCGUUCCCCAAGGGGGGAAGGGGACCGAUGGUCCCGUGCUGGCCAGAGGGCCGUUCCCCAAGGGGGGAAGGGGACCGAGGGUCCCGUGCUGGCCAGAGGGCCGUUCCCCAAAGGGGGAAGGGGACCGAGGGUCCCGUGCUGGCCAGAGGGCCGUUCCCCAAGGGGGGAAGGGGACCGAGGGUCCCGUGCUGGCCAGAGGGCCGUUCCCCAAGGGGGGAAGGGGACCGAGGGUCCCGUGCUGGCCAGAGGGCCGUUCCCCAAGGGGGGAAGGGGACCGAGGGUCCAGUGCUGGCCAGAGGGCCGUUCCCCAAGGGGGGAAGGGGACCGAGGGUCCAGUGCUGGCCAGAGGGCCGUUCCCCAAGGGGGGAAGGGGACCGAGGGUCCCGUGCUGGCCAGAGGGCCGUUCCCCAAAGGGGGAAGGGGACCGAGGGUCCCGUGCUGGCCAGAGGGCCGUUCCCCAAGGGGGGAAGGGGACCGAGGGUCCCGUGCUGGCCAGAGGGCCGUUCCCCAAAGGGGGAAGGGGACCGAGGGUCCCGUGCUGGCCAGAGGGCCGUUCCCCAAGGGGGGAAGGGGACCGAGGGUCCCGUGCUGGCCAGAGGGCCGUUCCCCAAGGGGGGAAGGGGACCGAGGGUCCAGUGCUGGCCAGAGGGCCGUUCCCCAAGGGGGGAAGGGGACCGAGGGUCCAGUGCUGGCCAGAGGGCCGUUCCCCAAGGGGGGAAGGGGACCGAGGGUCCCGUGCUGGCCAGAGGGCCGUUCCCCAAAGGGGGAAGGGGACCGAGGGUCCCGUGCUGGCCAGAGGGCCGUUCCCCAAGGGGGGAAGGGGACCGAGGGUCCCGUGCUGGCCAGAGGGCCGUUCCCCAAGGGGGGAAGGGGACCGAGGGUCCAGUGCUGGCCAGAGGGCCGUUCCCCAAGGGGGGAAGGGGACCGAGGGUCCCGUGCUGGCCAGAGGGCCGUUCCCCAAAGGGGGAAGGGGACCGAGGGUCCCGUGCUGGCCAGAGGGCCGUUCCCCAAGGGGGGAAGGGGACCGAGGGUCCCGUGCUGGCCAGAGGGCCGUUCCCCAAGGGGGGAAGGGGACCGAGGGUCCCGUGCUGGCCAGAGGGCCGUUCCCCAAGGGGGGAAGGGGACCGAGGGUCCCGUGCUGGCCAGAGGGCCGUUCCCCAAGGGGGGAAGGGGACCGAGGGUCCCGUGCUGGCCAGAGGGCCGUUCCCCAAGGGGGGAAGGGGACCGAGGGUCCCGUGCUGGCCAGAGGGCCGUUCCCCAAGGGGGGAAGGGGACCGAGGGUCCAGUGCUGGCCAGAGGGCCGUUCCCCAAGGGGGGAAGGGGACCGAUGGUCCCGUGCUGGCCAGAGGGCCGUUCCCCAAGGGGGGAAGGGGACCGAGGGUCCCGUGCUGGCCAGAGGGCCGUUCCCCAAAGGGGGAAGGGGACCGAGGGUCCCGUGCUGGCCAGAGGGCCGUUCCCCAAGGGGGGAAGGGGACCGAGGGUCCCGUGCUGGCCAGAGGGCCGUUCCCCAAAGGGGGAAGGGGACCGAGGGUCCCGUGCUGGCCAGAGGGCCGUUCCCCAAGGGGGGAAGGGGACCGAGGGUCCCGUGCUGGCCAGAGGGCCGUUCCCCAAGGGGGGAAGGGGACCGAGGGUCCAGUGCUGGCCAGAGGGCCGUUCCCCAAGGGGGGAAGGGGACCGAGGGUCCAGUGCUGGCCAGAGGGCCGUUCCCCAAGGGGGGAAGGGGACCGAGGGUCCCGUGCUGGCCAGAGGGCCGUUCCCCAAAGGGGGAAGGGGACCGAGGGUCCCGUGCUGGCCAGAGGGCCGUUCCCCAAGGGGGGAAGGGGACCGAGGGUCCCGUGCUGGCCAGAGGGCCGUUCCCCAAGGGGGGAAGGGGACCGAGGGUCCAGUGCUGGCCAGAGGGCCGUUCCCCAAGGGGGGAAGGGGACCGAGGGUCCCGUGCUGGCCAGAGGGCCGUUCCCCAAAGGGGGAAGGGGACCGAGGGUCCCGUGCUGGCCAGAGGGCCGUUCCCCAAGGGGGGAAGGGGACCGAGGGUCCCGUGCUGGCCAGAGGGCCGUUCCCCAAGGGGGGAAGGGGACCGAGGGUCCCGUGCUGGCCAGAGGGCCGUUCCCCAAGGGGGGAAGGGGACCGAGGGUCCCGUGCUGGCCAGAGGGCCGUUCCCCAAGGGGGGAAGGGGACCGAGGGUCCCGUGCUGGCCAGAGGGCCGUUCCCCAAGGGGGGAAGGGGACCGAGGGUCCCGUGCUGGCCAGAGGGCCGUUCCCCAAGGGGGGAAGGGGACCGAGGGUCCAGUGCUGGCCAGAGGGCCGUUCCCCAAGGGGGGAAGGGGACCGAUGGUCCCGUGCUGGCCAGAGGGCCGUUCCCCAAGGGGGGAAGGGGACCGAGGGUCCCGUGCUGGCCAGAGGGCCGUUCCCCAAAGGGGGAAGGGGACCGAGGGUCCCGUGCUGGCCAGAGGGCCGUUCCCCAAGGGGGGAAGGGGACCGAGGGUCCCGUGCUGGCCAGAGGGCCGUUCCCCAAAGGGGGAAGGGGACCGAGGGUCCCGUGCUGGCCAGAGGGCCGUUCCCCAAGGGGGGAAGGGGACCGAGGGUCCAGUGCUGGCCAGAGGGCCGUUCCCCAAGGGGGGAAGGGGACCGAUGGUCCCGUGCUGGCCAGAGGGCCGUUCCCCAAGGGGGGAAGGGGACCGAGGGUCCCGUGCUGGCCAGAGGGCCGUUCCCCAAAGGGGGAAGGGGACCGAGGGUCCAGUGCUGGCCAGAGGGCCGUUCCCCAAGGGGGGAAGGGGACCGAGGGUCCCGUGCUGGCCAGAGGGCCGUUCCCCAAAGGGGGAAGGGGACCGAGGGUCCCGUGCUGGCCAGAGGGCCGUUCCCCAAGGGGGGAAGGGGACCGAGGGUCCCGUGCUGGCCAGAGGGCCGUUCCCCAAGGGGGGAAGGGGACCGAGGGUCCAGUGCUGGCCAGAGGGCCGUUCCCCAAGGGGGGAAGGGGACCGAUGGUCCCGUGCUGGCCAGAGGGCCGUUCCCCAAGGGGGGAAGGGGACCGAGGGUCCCGUGCUGGCCAGAGGGCCGUUCCCCAAAGGGGGAAGGGGACCGAGGGUCCCGUGCUGGCCAGAGGGCCGUUCCCCAAGGGGGGAAGGGGACCGAGGGUCCCGUGCUGGCCAGAGGGCCGUUCCCCAAGGGGGGAAGGGGACCGAGGGUCCCGUGCUGGCCAGAGGGCCGUUCCCCAAGGGGGGAAGGGGACCGAGGGUCCCGUGCUGGCCAGAGGGCCGUUCCCCAAGGGGGGAAGGGGACCGAGGGUCCAGUGCUGGCCAGAGGGCCGUUCCCCAAGGGGGGAAGGGGACCGAGGGUCCAGUGCUGGCCAGAGGGCCGUUCCCCAAGGGGGGAAGGGGACCGAGGGUCCCGUGCUGGCCAGAGGGCCGUUCCCCAAAGGGGGAAGGGGACCGAGGGUCCCGUGCUGGCCAGAGGGCCGUUCCCCAAGGGGGGAAGGGGACCGAGGGUCCCGUGCUGGCCAGAGGGCCGUUCCCCAAGGGGGGAAGGGGACCGAGGGUCCAGUGCUGGCCAGAGGGCCGUUCCCCAAGGGGGGAAGGGGACCGAGGGUCCCGUGCUGGCCAGAGGGCCGUUCCCCAAAGGGGGAAGGGGACCGAGGGUCCCGUGCUGGCCAGAGGGCCGUUCCCCAAGGGGGGAAGGGGACCGAGGGUCCCGUGCUGGCCAGAGGGCCGUUCCCCAAGGGGGGAAGGGGACCGAGGGUCCCGUGCUGGCCAGAGGGCCGUUCCCCAAGGGGGGAAGGGGACCGAGGGUCCCGUGCUGGCCAGAGGGCCGUUCCCCAAGGGGGGAAGGGGACCGAGGGUCCCGUGCUGGCCAGAGGGCCGUUCCCCAAGGGGGGAAGGGGACCGAGGGUCCCGUGCUGGCCAGAGGGCCGUUCCCCAAGGGGGGAAGGGGACCGAGGGUCCAGUGCUGGCCAGAGGGCCGUUCCCCAAGGGGGGAAGGGGACCGAGGGUCCCGUGCUGGCCAGAGGGCCGUUCCCCAAGGGGGGAAGGGGACCGAGGGUCCCGUGCUGGCCAGAGGGCCGUUCCCCAAAGGGGGAAGGGGACCGAGGGUCCCGUGCUGGCCAGAGGGCCGUUCCCCAAGGGGGGAAGGGGACCGAGGGUCCCGUGCUGGCCAGAGGGCCGUUCCCCAAGGGGGGAAGGGGACCGAGGGUCCAGUGCUGGCCAGAGGGCCGUUCCCCAAGGGGGGAAGGGGACCGAUGGUCCCGUGCUGGCCAGAGGGCCGUUCCCCAAGGGGGGAAGGGGACCGAGGGUCCCGUGCUGGCCAGAGGGCCGUUCCCCAAAGGGGGAAGGGGACCGAGGGUCCCGUGCUGGCCAGAGGGCCGUUCCCCAAGGGGGGAAGGGGACCGAGGGUCCCGUGCUGGCCAGAGGGCCGUUCCCCAAGGGGGGAAGGGGACCGAGGGUCCCGUGCUGGCCAGAGGGCCGUUCCCCAAGGGGGGAAGGGGACCGAGGGUCCAGUGCUGGCCAGAGGGCCGUUCCCCAAGGGGGGAAGGGGACCGAGGGUCCCGUGCUGGCCAGAGGGCCGUUCCCCAAGGGGGGAAGGGGACCGAGGGUCCCGUGCUGGCCAGAGGGCCGUUCCCCAAAGGGGGAAGGGGACCGAGGGUCCCGUGCUGGCCAGAGGGCCGUUCCCCAAGGGGGGAAGGGGACCGAGGGUCCAGUGCUGGCCAGAGGGCCGUUCCCCAAGGGGGGAAGGGGACCGAGGGUCCCGUGCUGGCCAGAGGGCCGUUCCCCAAGGGGGGAAGGGGACCGAGGGUCCCGUGCUGGCCAGAGGGCCGUUCCCCAAAGGGGGAAGGGGACCGAGGGUCCCGUGCUGGCCAGAGGGCCGUUCCCCAAGGGGGGAAGGGGACCGAGGGACCCGUGCUGGCCAGAGGGCCGUUCCCCAAGGGGGGAAGGGAACCGAGGGUCCAGUGCUGGCCAGAGGGCCGUUCCCCAAGGGGGGAAGGGGACCGAUGGUCCCGUGCUGGCCAGAGGGCCGUUCCCCAAGGGGGGAAGGGGACCGAGGGUCCCGUGCUGGCCAGAGGGCCGUUCCCCAAGGGGGGAAGGGGACCGAGGGUCCCGUGCUGGCCAGAGGGCUGUUCCCCAAGGGGGGAAGGGGACCGAGGGUCCCGUGCUGGCCAGAGGGCCGUUCCCCAAGGGGGGAAGGGGACCGAGGGUCCCGUGCUGGCCAGAGGGCCGUUCCCCAAAGGGGGAAGGGGACCGAGGGUCCCGUGCUGGCCAGAGGGCCGUUCCCCAAGGGGGGAAGGGGACCGAGGGUCCCGUGCUGGCCAGAGGGCCGUUCCCCAAGGGGGGAAGGGGACCGAGGGUCCCGUGCUGGCCAGAGGGCCGUUCCCCAAGGGGGGAAGGGGACCGAGGGUCCAGUGCUGGCCAGAGGGCCGUUCCCCAAGGGGGGAAGGGGACCGAGGGUCCCGUGCUGGCCAGAGGGCCGUUCCCCAAGGGGGGAAGGGGACCGAGGGUCCCGUGCUGGCCAGAGGGCCGUUCCCCAAAGGGGGAAGGGGACCGAGGGUCCCGUGCUGGCCAGAGGGCCGUUCCCAAAGGGGGGAAGGGGACCGAGGGUCCCGUGCUGGCCAGAGGGCCGUUCCCCAAGGGGGGAAGGGGACCGAGGGUCCCGUGCUGGCCAGAGGGCUGUUCCCCAAGGGGGGAAGGGGACCGAGGGUCCCGUGCUGGCCAGAGGGCCGUUCCCCAAGGGGGGAAGGGGACCGAGGGUCCCGUGCUGGCCAGGGGCCAGAGGGCCCAUCGUCGCCCUAUGGAAGAACUCUAAUCUAUUCCUCGUGUGAGGGCCAACAUGUUGCCGUCAGCAGUCAUGGUUAA
Molecule: messenger RNA, 8487 nt
Organism: Closterium sp. Naga37s-1
Lineage: Eukaryota; Viridiplantae; Streptophyta; Zygnematophyceae; Desmidiales; Closteriaceae
Source: the annotation of a GenBank genome assembly